Strigops habroptila (Kakapo) is the source of this 2796-nucleotide messenger RNA. It is a transcript of the gene NUAK2, whose product is annotated as NUAK family kinase 2. NCBI's taxonomy places the organism in Eukaryota, Metazoa, Chordata, Aves, Psittaciformes, Psittacidae. The record is from RefSeq and is a predicted model, not a curated record. Gene Ontology annotation, cellular component: cytoplasm. The coding region runs from base 30 to 1955 and encodes 641 amino acids. Gene Ontology annotation, biological process: protein phosphorylation; intracellular signal transduction; microtubule cytoskeleton organization. Gene Ontology annotation, molecular function: tau-protein kinase activity; ATP binding; protein serine/threonine kinase activity. The transcript has 7 exons.
CGGGGCUGGAGCCGGGCGUGGAGCGGGGCAUGGAGCGGGGCAUGGAGCGGGCGGCGGAGGCAGCGCUGGCCGCGGAGCUCACCAAGUCCCCGCGGCCACUGAUGAAGAAGCAGGCGGUGAAGCGGCACCACCACAAGCACAACCUCAAGCACCGCUACGAGUUCCUGGAGACGCUGGGGAAGGGAACCUACGGGAAGGUGAAGAAAGCCCGGGAGCGCUCCGGCAAGCUGGUGGCUAUCAAGUCAAUCCGGAAAGACAAAAUCAAGGAUGAGCAGGACCUUGUCCAUAUCCGGAGAGAGAUUGAGAUCAUGUCCUCCCUCAACCACCCCCACAUCAUCGCUGUCCAUGAAGUGUUUGAGAACAGCAGCAAGAUCGUCAUCGUGAUGGAGUACGCCAGCAAGGGUGACCUCUACGACUACAUCAGCGAGCGGCAGCGGCUCACGGAGCAGGAAGCGCGCCACUUCUUCCGCCAGGUCGUGUCAGCUGUCUACUACUGCCACAAGAACGGGAUUGUCCACAGGGACCUGAAGCUGGAGAACAUCCUUCUCGAUGCCAACGGGAACAUCAAGAUUGCAGACUUUGGCCUGUCCAAUGUUUACCAGCAGGACAAGCUCCUGCAGACGUACUGCGGCAGCCCCCUCUAUGCAUCCCCUGAGAUCAUCAACGGGAGGCCAUACAAGGGCCCGGAGGUGGAUAGCUGGUCCCUGGGUGUUCUCCUCUACAUCCUGGUCCAUGGCACGAUGCCAUUUGAUGGCCAUGACUACAAGACUCUGGUCAAGCAGAUCACGAGCGGGGACUACCGGGAGCCCACCAAGCUGUCAGAUGCCUGCGGGCUGAUCCGCUGGAUGCUGAUGGUGAACCCGGAACGCCGUGCCACCAUCGAGGACAUCGCCACGCACUGGUGGGUGAAUUGGGGCUACAAAGUGCCCACUGGGGAGCAAGAGCUGCUGCGGGAGAGCGAUUCCCCCCUGGCCACGGUGGCAGAAUGGCUCCGCCGCUCCUCACGGCCCCUCCUGGAGAACAGCUCCAAGGUGCGAUGCUUCCUGAAGCAGCACAUGCCAGGCACGGCCCUGGAGCGGCAGCGCUCCCUCAAGAAGUCCAAGAAGGAGAAUGAUGUCUCCCACGCGCUGCAGGAGGUGGCCCUGGCCCCGGAGAACCCCUCCAAGUCCAUCCUCAAGCGGCCCAAGGGCAUCCUGAAGAAGAGAAACUCCUGUGAGCAGAAGGUGCCCGGCCCCGGCCCCCCGACAGCAGCACCCAUGGGAGAGGCGAGGUGUGAGGAUGGCGAGGUGGCUGCUGCGGGUCUCACCCGCAUCCUGUCCUCUGGAAUGCUGCCAGGCAGCACGGCCACCGGAGCAGCGCCUGCAGCCAUGCCCAAGAAGGGAAUACUGAAAAAGCCCAUGACGAGGGAGUCGGGGUAUUACUCGUCCCUGGAGUGCUGUGAGUCCGGGGAUGUCCUGGAUGCAGCCAGCUUGGACCUCGAUGGCAGCGUGUUUGCCGACACCCCCUCCCCGGAGGAGGGCCCCCAGGGUCUCCCUGCCCGCAGGAAAGGCAUCCUCAAGCACAACAGCAGGUUCUCCUCUGGCAGCACCGAGGCAGAGGGUCCCCCCGGGCAGGGCUUUGGGGGGUUCGGUGAGGUGCCCCUGCCCCAGGCGCCCCGCGCCCGCCCGUCCAGCGCUGUCAGUGAGGACAGCAUCCUCUCCACUGAGUCCUUCGACCAGCUGGACCUGCCCACCCGCAUCCCCCCCGGCGGCAGGGGCAUGCGGGGCUGCGUCUCUGCCGACAGCCUGCUCCGCCUGGAGGAGGAGGAGGAGGUGGAGGAAGGGCGCAGGCUGCGCCGCUGGACUGUCACCCACUGCCGGAGCCCCCUGGCAGAGAGCAGCGUGUCCCUGGCGGGAUGUGACAGUGUCACUGAGCUCCACCGGCGGGCCCUGGCCAUCGGCAUGAAGUUGAGCUGAGGGCACGUCCCACCGUGGUGCUGUGUGUGCCCUGGGGCUGCUGAGCCAUGUCCCACCUAUUCACCUUGCAGCCUUGAGCCCCCCGGGGCUGGGGGGCAGUGGAGGCGGGAUGCCCCAGGGCCAGGACAUGAAAUGGACCGAAGCCCCAAGUGAUCCCCCUUGGAGGACAUGUGGGUUCUGGAGGCUCCUUGCUCCAUCCUCGCAAACAGGCUCAUCUCAUGGUGGGGAGGGUGAAACCAAGGGGCUGGGGGGGGGUAUUUUUGUCUUUGCACUGUAUUUUGGCUGAACAAGGUAACGAUGGGGCAGGUGAUAUACCUCAAACAAGCUGGACAUGUAGCAGGGUACUGGUGAGGGCUGGAAGCUGCUGCCAGGGCGCUGGGCUCUUGGGAUGUGCUGGCAAUGGGUCCAAACCGCCCAGACCCUGGCUCUUCCCUCUCCUGCACUGAGAAACGCAACUGGAUCUGGCCAAAACCUCAGUCUGAGAACACACUCUGAUGCCAACGUGGGGGUUUGGGGGGUGUUUUGUUGCUUUUUAAUGGUGAAAGGAGGAAAACAAAAGUGCCUUUAGUGAGGCACCACUUUAUUUAUUGCCUUUGUCCAACUUGGUGCAGAACUGCAGCAGCACGGGAUGUGUGUGGCUCCAUCACAGCCUCCCGCAUGUUCUCUAUGGAGGGGUGGCGGUGUCUGUGCUGUUGUCUCAUGUGCCACAGGUCGAAGCUCCGUUGCACUAUUGCCACGUGUUCACUGGCCCUUUUCCUUCUGCAGGGGUUGUGGUUUUCCCUCCUUCCUACAAAGUGGUCUUGAGAAAAACCAUUAAAUUAAAAGCAAAUGGUGGAUCUGA